Messenger RNA from Prunus avium (sweet cherry), 7381 nucleotides. It is a transcript of the gene POK1, whose product is annotated as phragmoplast orienting kinesin 1. Gene Ontology annotation, molecular function: ATP binding; microtubule binding; microtubule motor activity. Gene Ontology annotation, biological process: cytokinesis; microtubule-based movement. The record is from RefSeq and is a predicted model, not a curated record. Lineage: Eukaryota; Viridiplantae; Streptophyta; Magnoliopsida; Rosales; Rosaceae.
CAAACUUUCCAACAGUCUGACACUUUCCACUCAAAUCUCAACGCACACCUCUCAUUCCCCACAGCCAAAGAAAACCACAAUUUCACCUAAAACGUCAUCGUUUUCUUCUUCUUCUUCCUCUCAUGGAUUCAAAACUCUGUUUCUAAUUCGGGAACAAAAGCAACAGUCUAUUUGUUUUACUCAAACUCCGAGCUCACCAUGUCGAAAGAGAGCUCAACUGUUCGAUUCCCGGCUCGAAACGUUUCGAAGAACUCACAAUCUGAACCGAACGAGAACGAGUUCGAAGCCUCGUCGAACCAAAUCCAUUUUCCUCCUCCUAGAACACCUCUAAACAGCAUAGCAGAUCCAGCUCAGCUGCAAAAGGAGCUUCACGAACUCGAUUUCGAUUCACAACCGAAGUUUGAAGCAAUUCGAUCUGGUCGGUAUUCUUUAUCGGAUAGAAAACUUGAAGCCCCGGACAGAGCUGGAAAUGGCGGUCUCAGCAAUGGAACUCCUAGGGUUUCAGGUCGCGGAGGGAAGGCGCACUCGGAGCCAAACUCAGCGCAAAGCACUCCGGCGAGGAACGGCUCGAGAGCUUCGAUUGGUGGAGCAAUUUGUACAGGAAGCAAAGCUCCGCAGUACAAUGGAGGCAGAGCAGGGAGUUGUUCUAGAAUCUCCCGGGAGAUUUCGGUGGUGAAUUCCGAGGUUUUAACUCAGGUUCCGCAUUUCGAGCUUGCCGAAGAUUCAUCGUUCUGGACUGAUCACAAUGUGCAGGUGCUGAUUCGAAUUCGGCCAUUGAGUAAUAUAGAGAGGGCUUCGCAAGGGCACGGUGGGUGUUUGAAGCAGGAAAGCGCCAAGACUUUGGUGUGGCAUGGUCAUCCUGAAACCAGAUUCACAUUUGAUCAUAUUGCAUGCGAGACGAUAUCACAGGAAAAGCUGUUUAAAGUUGCUGGGUUGCCCAUGGUGGAGAAUUGCUUGUCUGGUUAUAAUAGCUGCAUGUUUGCUUACGGUCAGACGGGCAGUGGCAAAACAUACACAAUGAUGGGUGAAAUAUAUGAGGUUGAAGGGCAGCUCAAUGAAGAUUGUGGGAUUACUCCACGCAUUUUUGAAUAUUUGUUUAACAGGAUCAGAGUGGAAGAGGAGAGCAGGAUGGAGGAAGAGUUGAAGUACAGCUGCAAAUGUUCCUUUCUUGAGAUUUACAAUGAGCAGAUAACGGAUCUCUUGGAGCCUUCAUCAACUAAUCUACAACUCAGGGAGGACCUGAAGAAAGGGGUAUAUGUUGAAAACCUUACAGAAUAUAAUGUGAGGGAUGUGAAUGAUGUUGUCAAGCUUCUGUUACAGGGUGCUUCAAACAGAAAAAUGGCGGCAACACACAUGAACAGUGAGAGCAGCCGGUCCCACAGUGUUUUCACUUGUAUCAUUGAAAGCCGUUGGGAAAAAGAUUCCAUGACCCAUUUUAGGUUUGCAAGGUUGAACUUAGUAGAUUUAGCUGGUUCGGAAAGGCAGAAAAGCUCUGGUGCAGAGGGAGAUCGUUUGAAAGAAGCAGCAAAUAUUAACAAAUCAUUAUCAACUCUUGGGUUGGUGAUAAUGUCUUUAGUUGAUUUAGCACACGGGAAACAUAGACAUGUUCCUUAUCGAGAUUCAAGACUUACGUUUCUGCUUCAGGAUUCUCUGGGUGGGAACUCAAAAACAACUAUAAUUGCCAAUGUCAGCCCAUCUAUUUGUUCUGCAAAUGAGACACUCAGCACUUUGAAGUUUGCCCAGCGUGCCAAACUUAUCCAGAACAAUGCUAAAGUGAAUGAAGAUGCUUCAGGUGACAUAACUGCACUUCAGCAACAAAUCCAACAGCUAAAGGGCCAGUUGUCCUUCCUAAUGAAGCACCAUAAUAUCUCAUGGUCUUCAUCAAGCGGUGUGCCAAGUAUUGAAGAACCUAGAUUCAAUGAGUUGCCUGAGGAAUACAAUGACUCUCUAGAAGAUAAAAUGCCAACUGAGAAUCUUAAAUUACCAAGUGUCAGAAACAAGAAGAUGAAUUGCAUGGAUACCAUCUUAGUUGGUGCUUUAAGGAGGGAAAAGAUGGCAGACAAUGCAGUCCAGAAGUUGGUGGCUGAAAUUGAAGACAUGAACCGCUUGGUUUGCCAAAGUGAGGAGGAUGCUGGACAAACUAAAAUGAUGCUAAGGUUUCGUGAGGAAAAAAUUAAACGACUUGAAUUGUUGACGGAUGGAAUGCUGUCGGCUGAGAAGUAUCUCAUGGAGGAGAACAAGGCUUUACUUGAAGAGAUUCAGCUGCUGCAAGCAAGAUUUGAAAGCAAUCCAGAAUUGACCAGAUAUGCUGUGGAGAACUGUAGACUUCUCGAGCAACUUAAAUUGUACCAAAAAUUUUAUGAACAUGGAGAGAGAGAAACAUUGCUAGCUGAAGUAUCAGAACUACGCAAUCAGCUUCUGGAUAUACUUCAAGGAAAACUUCCAUUCUCAACAGAAAAUGAAAAUCAGAAUAGUGAUACCAUAAAGGAAUUGGAAGAUUGCAGGAACAUGAAUUCUAAAUUGAUCAGGGAAGUAGAUGAACUACAACUAGAAUUGCGAAAGUAUAUGAACUCCAGUCAAGCUGCCUCCGGUUCUGUAAGAGAUUCUUUCUCCAAGGAUACUGAGGAAUUCAGGCAAUCAGAUAAGUAUUCGAUGGUUGAAACCCUAUCUAUGGGGAGUGACUCUGGAGAUGAAACGGCAUCUUACUCCCAGGAGGAAUGCUGCAGAGACAUGUACAUAUCAAGCAACAAGGACAAAAUAGAAAUCCAAUUGGAGGUGAAACAUGAACGUCGUUUUCUGAAAUCAGGUGAUUUACAUAAGGAAAACAAGUGUAUUAUGGAGAUUAGUGAAGACAUUGAGAGGAAGGCUUUGCAAGCUAAAUUGGACAAAAUGGUUAAGGACCUGGAGGAGGUCAGAUUACUCAAUAGCCACUUUCAAGAGGAUCAGCUAUUACAGUUGUCUCACCAGAAACAGACUGAAAUAGUCUGUGAACAGGUUGAGAUGGAGACAGCAAACACAAUUCUUCAUUUACAGGAAGAGGUUGCUGCCCUUCAGUUUGAACUUGAUGAGAGAUUACACUGCAUGAUUCAGGAAAAUAAGAUACUGAAAAACACCAUUGCAGCUAAAGAGAAUGAGAUAAGGUCACUGAGUGUGGAGUGGGAAAAGGCAACCUUUGAACUAACAAGAUUCCUCCUAGAUGGUUCUAGAUCCCUCAAAAAUGCCUCCAGCCAAAUAGAAAGUAUUGCUUGUUCGUUUCCUCAAGCUAAUGUUUGUAUUAGUGAAGAUGUCCAGAGGGCUGCCAGAGUUUGCAUGGAAAAGGAAGAAACAAUUGAACUACUACAGAAGAGUUUGGAAGAUACGCAAACGAUGGUAACAGAAAUGGGACAGAAGUUAAGUUCCUUGAAGGGAGCAGCAAUUGCUUUAAGUGAACUCCAACAUCUGGAUAAUGAUGAAACCAAAGAGGAAAUUUCCUUAUGCAUGCGGUUGGAUGAGCAGACCAACAUGGUAGAGAUGCUAGAGAGGAAACUUAUAUUCAAGGAAAUUCAGGUCAAAGAAGCAGAAAAUUGUGCCAAUGCUGCAUUCCUUGUAAUAAAAUGGCUUACGGAUCAGAAGGCGACGGAUAAAACCGAGAGAAACAUUCCCAUCUCAAUACUAGGUACACCAGCCGGACUGGUCAGCCAGAAAAGUUCUGACACAAAAGUAAAUGCUUUAGGAUUAGAAGAUGUCAUUACUGAACUUGAGUCGGCUAGGUUAGGAAUAUUGGAGUCUGAGAAUGCUAUCGAAGCAUUUUAUGCAGAUACAGAAAUGCAUAUAGUGGCCCUUGGGACCAACAUUAGUGAAGUUUCUGAUGAAUACAAGGAGUUGGUUCAAAACUUGGUAAGUGAACUUCGUGAAAUGAAGAAGAAAUAUAUGGAGUUAAGAGAGCAUUCCAAAGUUUCUCAGUUUUGUACAGUUGAGUCGCUAUCAUUAGAAGCACACAAGUAUCUGAAGUCUAAAGAUAUUUAUCACAUGAUUCUUGAAAUAAAAAAUGAGCUCACUGUAGCAAAUGGUAGAUUGAAAAUUACUGAAGAUUUCAUUUACACAAAAGUAAAUGCGUAUGAUUGCCCUUCAGCAGACAACAGUUUAGAAGAUGAAGAUGAAUGGAGUACUGAUAGUACUACAUCAAGCUGUGAUUCGUCAACCGAAAGUUUUGCUUCUGGAAACAAAUUGUGGGCAUUAGAAGGGCAAACGGGGGACCUGAAAGUUAAAGAAGGCUCAGUACUUCAGUCUGCUGAUCAAGAUCCAGAAGAGUCAAAGUGGGUCUUAAAAACUUUCACGGACUCUAAAGGAGCAACAUUCUGCCUGAAAAAGGAAUUAGAGAUGGCACUUGAUGCUUUCAACAAACUAUAUGUUAGGCUAGCCACACUCAUUAGCGAGUUGGACAUUGGAGGUCGUUCUCAACCAGCAGAGCUGAAACAACUUGUUCCAUUGUUCGAGUCGGGGACAGAGAGUUCUUAUGGUUGUCAUGCUACUACAGAAAAGGUAGUUUCUGAUGAGAAGAGUGAUUUUGCUAGUAGCUUCUUAACCAAAUUUGAAGAAGCGCAUGCAACAAUAAAAGAGGCUGAUGUUAUGUUAAAUGCCUUGAUGGAAGCAAAUGAAAAUGCAAAAGAAUUGACUGGCCUGUGGAAGCAAACUGGUGAGGAACUGAUGUUAGAGAAAGCAAGCUUUAUUGAAGAAGUUGAACAUCUCAAAACUUCAGUACAUUUGAAAGAAAGAGAGAAUGAACUACUGCAGGAUCAAUCCCGUUAUAAUUUGGUGGAGAUAGCAAAAUCAUUGUCUUUGCUUGAAGAGUGUUUUAUGCAAUUAAAAUGUGAAGUGGAGGACAGGUUCAAAGUAUUAUAUGCUGAUACUUUUUCUAUGGGAAGGGAGAUACACUGCUUCAUUAGCAAAUCAAGAUCAUUACUAGAAGAAAUAUGCGCUGAGACAUUGGAGAAAAAAUUUGCCAUGUUUGUCCUUCAUCAGUGUCUCACAGGAGAGAUGAUCCACAAAAUACCAUGCUUUAAUGUAGGAAAUGGUUUCCGCUCCAGCAGACAGCAAGAAGGCCUUUCAAUUACAAAUAAACAACAAAAAAUGUGGUCAAGUUGUGAGGAUGACAUUGUGCUUACUAGUAACAUCUCCAAAGAUGAUAAUGAUCAAAGUGGAGUCACAAAUUUGAAAGCUGGUGAGCUCAGUUUGUACCGUGAUAGUUUGAUGCACGAGAAUUUAUCACUGAAGGAAGAACUGCAACGGAAAGAUGCUCUACUGGAGGGCUUGCAUUUUGAUUUUAGAAUGUUGCAGGAAUCAGCAUCCAACACAACGGAUAUAAAGGAUGAAACUGAAAAGCUGAUAAAAUCUUUGAGCCAAAUUCAGAAUGAGCUAGAAAUGAAAAUAUGCCAGCUUGAUCACAUGCUGUUUCAACAUAAAAAGCUUGAGGAUCAUCUUACUGAUACUGAAAAGGCUCUGCUUUUAUCAAAUUCUAAUCUUGAGCAGGCCAAAGAUACAAUCAAUACUCUCUCAGAGCAAAAUUUUGAGUUGAAAGUGCUUCUAAAUGAUCUCUAUCAAAAAAAUUCUGAAGCCAAUGAACAACUGGAAGAGCAGAAGGAAGUGGUGAAAGGUUUGGAAAAAGAAAUUCUUCAUUUGACUUCUUCAAUGGAAACAAAAUUACUCUGUCAAGUUGAAGGUAUCGAGGAUGAGUUGAGAAGGGUCAUCAGCGAGAGAGACGGACUUCUUGAAGAAGUUGCGUCCCUGAACGAUAAACUUGAGAUGGCAUAUGCAAUAUCCGAUGAACAUGAGGCUAUCUCUAUUGAAGCUCGCCAGGAAUCUGAGGCAAGUAAGAUGUAUGCCGAACAAAAGGAAGAGGAGGUUAAAAUAUUAGAACGCUCUGUGGAGGAGCUUGAAUGUACCAUCAAUGUACUGGAAAAGAAGGUAUAUGAGAUGAAUGACGAGGUAGAAAGGCAUCGGUUGAUCAGAGAUGCACUAGAGCUGGAGCUACAAGCUUUAAGACACAGACUGUUAACAGUAGAAAAUUUCAGUGAAAAUGUGGACUCAGAAAACAUGAAUUCUGAACAAGCUGAAAAUCUGAUUUCUAGGCAACUGCAGAGUAGGCUACUGGAACUUCAUGAGGCUCAUAAUAAGAUAAAGCUUCUUGAAGAGGAAAGAGCAGAACAGGAUAAAGAGAUCAAACAAUGCAAAGAAUACAUCUCUGAGAUCGUGUUGCAUGCUGAAGCCCAGACGUCACAGUACCACCAGAAGUACAAGACUCUUGAGGCCAUGGUUUGUGAAGUAAAAGCAGAUAAGACAGAUUCAGCAUCAACAGCUGCGGCAUUAGAAAAAUCUGAGAGGAGCUCAAUCAGGACAAGGGGCUCCAGCUCACCAUUCAGAUGCAUUUCAAGUUUGGUUCAGCAGAUGAAUACGGAGAAGGAUCAGGAAUUGUCUAUAGCCAGGCAUCGCAUUGAGGAACUAGAGGCACUUGCAGCCAGUCGGCAGAAGGAGGUAUGUUUGCUGAACACUAGGCUAGCUGCAGCAGAAAGCAUGACACAUGAUGUCAUUCGGGAUUUACUUGGUGUCAAAUUGGACAUGACCAACUAUGCAAACUUGAUAGAGCAGUACCAGGUUCAAAAGUUAGUAGAAGAGGCUCAUCAGCAAACAGAAGAAUUCCAAGAAAAGGAGCAAGAAAUUCUCAACUUAAGGAAGCAGAUAAAUGAUCUAAUGGAGGAAAGACAGAGUUGCAUAUCCGAAAUAAAUAAAAAGGAAGGGGAUAUAGUGGCUGCCCAGAUGACUCUGCAACAACUCCAAGACAGGGAUCAGUUGCUUUCUGCACAGAACGAGAUGUUGAAGGUGGAUAAAACCAAUCUAAAGAGGAGAGUGGCGGAACUGGAUGAAAUGGUAAAAACAAUUCUUGGAACACCAACUAUACACCAGCCAAUUCAACAUCCACAUACAUCCAAGCCCAAGAAUAAUAGCUCGUUGAAAUUGCAUGAAAUUGAUUUCACCAAGAGGCUGGAACACUCUGAGAAGCAUCUUUCUCGAGUGAAUGGUGAACUUGCUCAAUACUUCAAAUCUGCAGGUGGCGGUGGCGGCGGCGGCGUUGGCGGUCAUCCACGUGACAAACGCGUGUCGCGUUAGAAACAGAUUUAUAAAUUAUAGAUAAUUACGAUGAAGUGUCACGCAAGCCCUUUGUCAAAUAGUUUUGUUGCUUUACACUCGUGUCACUCGUGUUUGUAUAUUUUGUUGCGCUAUUUAUCAGGUGUGAAAAAAAAAUUUAUGCAGACGGUCAAAUAGUUUGAUAUUUUGAUGUGGAAAAAACAAAACAAAUAUGAAGCUAGUGGUCAAUUGAUAAAAGAAACCCGAGGUAACUGUAAAA